Messenger RNA from Elephantulus edwardii (Cape elephant shrew), 480 nucleotides. RefSeq names its product PHD finger-like domain-containing protein 5A-like. Lineage: Eukaryota; Metazoa; Chordata; Mammalia; Macroscelidea; Macroscelididae. The transcript is spliced from 3 exons. Gene Ontology annotation, cellular component: catalytic step 2 spliceosome; U12-type spliceosomal complex; precatalytic spliceosome. The record is from RefSeq and is a predicted model, not a curated record. Gene Ontology annotation, biological process: mRNA splicing, via spliceosome. The coding region runs from base 1 to 480 and encodes 159 amino acids.
AUGGAGUAUUUUUCUGAAAACCGUUUUGGGGAGGCUGUUUUUAAAUUGAAUUGGAUCUGGAUUUUAGCAGAAAUUCCUAUGUUUUCUAGUUAUGUUUUGAAUGUUUGUAUGUCUUUUAUCAUAACUCCUGUCGUCUUCAGACUGCCUGUAAAGGUUCCUUAUGGAGAUUUGAUUUCUUGCUGCAAGCGGGCUGGUGUGGCCAUCGGGAGAUUGUGUGAAAAACGUGAUGGCAAAUGUGUGAUCUAUGAAUCCUACGUGUGCCCCUGCACCCUGGUGUGCAUAUAUGAUGAAUGUAAUUACGGCUCUUACCAGGGACGCUGUGUGAUUUGCAGAGGCCCUGGAAUCUCUGAUGCCUAUUAUUGUAAGGAAUGCACCAUCCAGGAGAAAGAUCACGAUGGUUGUCCAAAGAUUGUCAAAUUGGGGAGUUCUAAGACUGAACUCUUCUAUGAACGCAAGAAAUAUGGCUUCAAAAAGAGGUGA